Pararge aegeria (speckled wood butterfly) is the source of this 4790-nucleotide messenger RNA. Its product is annotated as glutaminyl-peptide cyclotransferase-like. The transcript is spliced from 5 exons. Gene Ontology annotation, molecular function: zinc ion binding; glutaminyl-peptide cyclotransferase activity. The record is from RefSeq and is a predicted model, not a curated record. The coding region runs from base 97 to 1128 and encodes 343 amino acids. Lineage: Eukaryota; Metazoa; Arthropoda; Insecta; Lepidoptera; Nymphalidae.
UCUAUCUUCAUUCGAUGUUCGUCUGUCGUUUCGUAAAAAAGGAUAACAGUUCGUAACAUAUGUUUAAUAAAAAGUUCUUAUUACCCGUUUAAUAAAAUGGCAAAUUUAUUUAAAAGUUUAGUGAUAACUGUGCUUAGUUGUGCUUUCGUAGGCACAGAUAAACCUUUAAAAUUCUACCAGGAAAAGAAUUUCCACGAGGCGCAAGAGUUGAGUGACAACAACAUCAGGGCAAUAUCAAAACUGUCCGACAAACAGCAGUUUAGAACAGUACUCGACGAAAUAUUGAUACCAAGAGUGGUCGGGACGCCUAACCAUGACAAAGUGGGCGAUUAUAUAGCCAAUCAGAUGAGGGGACUGGGCUGGGAUGUCUCCGAGGACGUGUUCCCCGACCAUACGCCUGUGUUCGGUACGCUCAACUUCAGAAACAUUAUUGCGAAGCUGAACCCCAAUGCUGACAGGUACUUGGUGUUGGCAUGCCACUACGACAGCAAAUAUACGAGGGAGCACGUAUUUGUCGGGGCGACAGAUUCCGCUGUGCCCUGUGCUAUGAUGAUCAACUUAGCCGCUGUGAUGGCGAAACAGAUGGAGCAUUUAAAGAAUUCUUCUCCAAGCCUCAUGUUCAUAUUCUUCGACGGAGAAGAAGCGUUCAGGCACUGGGGGCCUAAAGACUCUAUAUACGGCGCGAGGCAUUUGGCCAAGAUGUGGCAUGGAACACCGUACAGGGACGGUGCGAAUCAUUUGCAAAGGAUGGACGUGCUAGUUCUACUCGACCUGCUCGGCACGCCAGACCCAGUGUUCUACAGCUACUUCAAGUCCACUGAGAACUGGUACGUCCGCUUGGCGUCCGCAGAACAGAGGCUCGCAGAGUUGGGCCAACUCUCCGGAUACUCGCAGGGCAGAGCGGAACAGACGUACUUCAGACUAGAAAGUUCCAAUGCCGUUAUCGAAGACGACCAUUUGCCGUUCAUGAGAAGAGAUGUCGACAUUCUCCACAUCAUACCAAACCCCUUCCCAAAGGUUUGGCACACCGCGCGCGACGACAUGUCCGCCCUGGACUUCAACACCAUCGAUAAUCUCAACAAAAUCUUCCGCGUGUUCGUGGCUGAAUACCUACACAUAACCCCCUAGCGGCGCUGGUUUUACGGGAUAGCCGUCGUAUAACGCAAUGGACUAUUCAAGUUUUCGACCAUUUAGACUACCGAGUGCCAAGUGUGACAUUUUCUACCUACGUUUUCCUAUUCGAUUGCCUGAAAGUUUUAAGUACGAUUUAUAUGGUAUCGAAAGAGCGCCAUCUAGUGAAAGAACGUUUUCCAAGUAUUGAAACUAGAUGACGCUCCUUCGAAACCCUGCAAAUUAAUUUUUAUUUCUCUUCCGGCUUUGUACUAAUUAGCCAAAGUCAGGUGUAUAUAUAUUAAUAAAUGUUAGGGAAACUUAAGAUAUGAAAAAUCAGGAGAAAUUGACUGACAAAAAGGGCGGGAAACUUCGCACAAUGCGGACGCCAAAAUACCUCCUCAAACUUACCAAAGCGUAAAGGACUGGUGUCGUUUAUAAUGUACAUACCGCAGUACCAGCGCCACUCUCACAGCUAGCCUGCAGACAAGCAACUCGCAAAACAAAAAAAAUCUAAAGAUUGUUAAACUAUAAAAUGAUGUUGGAAAAGAGCAAUCUGCUGAGUUUCUUGCCGGCUCUUCUCAGUGGAAUCUGCCUUCCGAACCGGUGGUAUAGCCACUACAAACAGACUGACUUGACGUUUCAAAAGUGCUUAUAAACUAGGCCUACUUGAAAUUAAUGAAUUUUAAAUAUUUUAAAAGAACUCACCCAUACAAACAGCCAAGCUCUAUGAGAAUGACACCAACACCACAAGUUUAGUUCUUUUUGUGUGUCAGUUGCAAGUGUCGUUUAUGCGAGUUCAGUACGUUUUGCAUGCAAGUUGCAAGUGUCUUUUAUGCGAAUUUAGUAAGUUUUGCAUUUCAAGUGCAAGUGUCGUUAAUGAAAAAAACCGCGUCCGCCAUGCAGAAAGCCUCCCGCCUUUUUUUUCAAAAGUAUGAUAUAUAGUAAUGAAAGAGCGACAUCUUGUGACAGAACGUUUUCCUAUUAUCCUAACUGGCGCUCCUGCGAUUCUAUAUAAAUCGCAGUUGACUUUUACGCGAUCUAAUAAUUAAAGGUAGCUUAGGUAGACAUUCUUGGCCCUGAUCUCUAUUUUUAUCACUGGUUAUAUUGUUACAUUGUUGUCACUGGUUUUGUUUUAAAUUUUAGCUCUGUCAAUUGUAUUUCUAGACGAAUCACACGUUAUGCUUAUUUCUGCCGCCAAGCAAAAUUACAGCUGUCAUUUAUGUACAGCAAGUCCAGCAAGUGGUAUUAAAUAGAGAUCAGUUAUUUGGACUUUUGGAAAUUUUACGAAUCACAUGUACCUACGAGCGCAUUUUUUAAAUUUAUAACUUGAACGCAAUCACAUCCAUAAGUAAUGAAUGCAGCCUAAGUUGCUUGAAAUUCACUCUUGAUUUGUAACUUUUUUUUUAUUCGACUGAAGUUAGCCCUUGACUGCAACCUGUUAGGGGUUUGUCAGUUAUGUUAGACAUAUACCCCUAAUAGUUUUCUACGUGGCAUCGUACCUAAACGCUAAAUCGCUUUGCGGCACGUUAUUGUCAGUAGAGUGGUAACUACUAACUCUGCCAAACAGUAUUACAGUACAGCUCAUGUAAUAGGUGAUGAGGCGAGGUGAAAUGGAAGACGAAAAAACAUUCCAGUAGGCCUAAAAUGCGCGCCAAGAGAUUAUAUUCGUCCUAUUCGUACGUCCUAUUUCCAUGAGAUAAAACGGGGAAAUUGGUAGAUAUAAUUAUAUUGUGGCAUCUUAGCCAUACAGAUCCUAACGAUGGUACGCAGGUUGGUAAAAAGGUUAUAGAGAACUAUAUCAAGUAUUUCUUGAAACUACCCUCCGAAACAUAUUUCUAGUUUUUGUGGAUAGAGAACGCGUUUGAGAUCCGGGAGAUAUGAUUGCCUUUGAUAUUAACUGGUGAAUUGGGGCGUGCGUCUGCGGGGAAAACCCGCAUGUUAUGUACCUAUCUGGGGAAGUCUCGCGUGCGGUGUAUCGAAGAAUCAAAAUGCGCUCUUUGUAAAAUGUUUUGUGUAUACUCAAUAUUUAAUGUGAUAUGUGCGUUAUUAUAAAAUAAGCUUUUUUGCAUUAAUCUUAAAACGUAUUUUUAUGUAGAUUGUUAGAUUUUAUAUUAAAACGAAAACAGCUUCAACAUCACCAAUUUAUUGCACUCAUCGAGAGAUUUUAUUUUAUUUCUUAUAGAUUAUUAAUUAUUUAAAGUUUACUUACGUACCUAUGCAAUGUUUGAAAGCGAUUAUUCACACUAAGACAGUGUAGAGUUCACUACAAAAAAUAUAUAUAAUAAGUAAAUAAAGUACAAAAUAAUUUCUUGCUUUACCAAAAAUAUUACACAUAAUUAAUGUAAUAUUACACAUAUUAGUAAUGGUAAAGCAGUGGUUGGUUUUGACAACCCAAUUGAAGAUAAAAGACCGACACGCGCAUAGUACCUACGCUAUGCGACGCGUACCUAAUAAAGUGACGGGAGUAACAUGAUUUUAAUUUUGCAUGUGACGUUAGGGUGAUCUGGUUUCUUUCACUAAAAAUUUUGGCAGUGGUUUACUCAAAAACAAUUAGUUUUUCGGUUCUCAUUAACACGUUGUAUAUUAUUUUUAAAUCAUCAUUUGAUACUUUAAUAAGUUUAUAAGCAGGGUUCAUAAAAAUCGCAUAGGUUUAACAAAUAUCAAAAAUUCUGAUAUUUUCUUCGAAUAAAUAAUAAAUGAAAUAGUAAAUAAUAAAAAUAAUUGUGGGAUAUAUAUGAAUUUUAAAUAAAAAGUGUAGAAAGAAUUGGAAAUCGAUUAUUCGGGAGGUUAAUUAAAGUUCAGUAACGCUCAAACGUAGUUAAAUCUUACAUUCGUUAAACUGUCGAAGGUGUGGCUGGAAAUAAAAAGGUAAUUAUAAUAAAAAGUUUUUAUUAUAAUUACCUUUUAGCAUGUAUUACUGAGCGAACGUAAAACCAUUCGUGUGGUGUUUAUAUAAAAAUACUAAUAUGUACUAGUUUCUCCUCCAAUGUUUUAUAAAUAUAACCUCCAAUGUUUUAUAUUUGUAGUAAUAAGUAAAGUAUAUAUACUUUACUUAUUACUACAAAAAAACUUUUUAUUAUAAUUACCUUUUAGCAUGUAUUACUGAGCGAACGUAAAACCAUUCGUGUGGUGUUUAUAUAAAAAUACUAAUAUGUACUAGUUUCUCUUCCAAUGUUUUAUAAAUAUAACCUAAAAUAAACAAUUUAAAACUAAAUAAAAUCUAAAACGUCCUCGAAACCACCGCAGCGAGGCGCAGUUCCUAAGAUGCUGGCAGCAUUGCCCCUUUGGAUGGCCAAACGAAUUCGUUGACCAAGGUAACUGCCCGCUCUAGGAUCACCGGUAGACUCGAUAAAUCUUCUCCUCCAAUGUUGAAUUUGAUUUAUCAUAAUAUAUUAUGAUCGAACCCUGAUUAUAAGUUUAGCUUCGUUUUAAAUAUAUAUUGUAGCGAUUACAGGGCGAUUUUAUUAUUUUAAAAUACGCUUCUAGCAUUAAGUUUUUAAGUACUUAAUAUCAUUAGAUAAUUUUAACUUUAAGGUUGUCUAUUAUUGUGAUAAGCAGAAAGUUUAUUGUUUACUCUGUCGGUUUUGGUAAUUCUAAAAUUUAAUUAAUCUGGUAUUGUUUAUUUUUUUCUUAAAAAAAACUUGCAUAUUUGUUCAAAAUUCUUCAGAUUAUACACG